CCAGGGCGACAAUCAUCUUUGUCAGUGAACAAAAUGGCGUCUUACUGUUUGACUGUCACUAGACUGCGGCUGGCCUUUGGAACCGGGGCAAGGCGAUUUCAUGUCUCCGCAGCCUUUAGCGCCAAGGCCAAGGUGGCCAUGAGCCGCUUUGAGCCCGACUCCAGUAUUAACUAUGAGAAGAUGCACGAGAACAUCAACAUUGUACGCAGGAGGCUCAACAGGCCUCUCACUCUGUCGGAGAAGAUUGUGUACGGUCACCUGGAUGAUCCAGCAGGGCAGGAGAUCGACCGCGGCCGCACCUAUCUGCGCCUGCGUCCAGACCGCGUGGCUAUGCAGGAUGCCACAGCUCAGAUGGCGAUGCUUCAGUUCAUCAGCAGUGGUCUGCCCAAGGUGGCCGUUCCCUCCACCAUCCACUGUGAUCAUCUGAUUGAGGCUCAGAUCGGAGGGGUUGAAGACCUGCAGAGGGCUAAGGAAGUGAACGAGGAAGUGUACAACUUUCUUGCAACUGCUGGUGCCAAAUAUGGAGUUGGCUUCUGGAAACCCGGAUCAGGGAUCAUCCAUCAGAUCAUCCUGGAGAAUUAUGCCUAUCCUGGAGUGAUGCUGAUUGGUACAGACUCCCACACUCCCAAUGGCGGUGGACUGGGGGCCAUCUGUAUUGGAGUGGGUGGAGCUGACGCUGUGGAUGUCAUGGCUGGAAUCCCUUGGGAGCUCAAAUGUCCCAAAGUGAUUGGAGUGAAGCUGAUAGGAACGUUGUCUGGCUGGACGUCUCCGAAAGAUGUCAUCCUGAAGGUGGCUGGCAUCCUGACUGUGAAGGGUGGCACUGGCGCCAUUGUGGAGUAUCAUGGGCCUGGAGUUGACUCCAUCUCCUGCACUGGAAUGGCCACUAUCUGUAACAUGGGUGCUGAGAUUGGAGCCACCACAUCCGUCUUCCCCUACAACCACCGCAUGAGGACGUAUAUGGACAAAACUGGCCGUGCAGAGAUUGCCUCUGUGGCUGAUCAGUUCAAAGAUGACUUGGUCCCAGAUAAUGGCUGUGAAUAUGACCAGGUCAUUGAGAUUAACCUGAGUGAGUUGAAGCCCCAUAUCAACGGGCCCUUCACCCCUGACCUGGCCCACCCUGUGUCUGAUAUCGGAGCUAUAGCUAAGAAGAGCGGCUGGCCCCUGGAGGUUAAAGUUGGUCUGAUCGGCAGCUGCACCAACUCGAGCUACGAGGACAUGGGUAGAGCGGCCUCUCUGGCCAAGCAGGCUCUAGAUAAAGGUCUGAAGUGCAAGGCCCAGUUCACGGUCACCCCUGGUUCUGAACAGAUCCGUGCCACUAUCGAAAGGGAUGGAUAUGCCAAGAUCCUAAGUGAUGUUGGUGGAGUCGUACUCGCCAAUGCUUGUGGCCCCUGCAUUGGACAGUGGGACAGGAAGGACGUGAAAAAAGGAGAGAAGAACACUAUUGUCACGUCCUUUAACAGAAACUUCACUGCAAGGAAUGAUGCUAACCCAGCUACUCAUGCUUUUGUCACCUCUCCUGAGAUUGUCACUGCCUUGGCCAUCGCCGGGACCCUCGACUUUAACCCUGAGACUGACUACCUGACCGCUCCUAACGGAGAGAAGUUCAAGCUGGAACCUCCAACCGGUGACGAGCUCCCCUCCAAAGACUUCGACCCGGGCCAGGACACUUACCAGUACCCACCGGCUGAGAGCAGCUCAGUCCAGGUGAGUGUGAGCCCCUCCAGCAACCGCCUGCAGCUGCUGGAGCCCUUUGACAAGUGGCAUGGAAAAGACCUGGAGAACAUGAGGAUCCUCAUCAAGGUGAAGGGGAAGUGCACCACUGACCACAUCAGUGCUGCUGGGCCCUGGCUGAAAUUCCGCGGCCACCUGGACAACAUCUCCAACAAUCUGCUGAUCGGCGCGGUCAACAUUGAGAAUGAUGCCGUUAACAAAGUCAAGAACCAGCUGACAGGAGAGUACGGAGGUGUUCCCGAUGUGGCCCGCCACUACAAGGCCAAUGGAGAGAACUGGGUGGUGGUUGGAGACGAGAACUAUGGGGAAGGGUCCAGCAGAGAGCAUGCUGCCCUGGAGCCACGACACCUUGGAGGACGCGCCAUCAUCGUCAAGAGCUUUGCCAGAAUCCAUGAGACCAACCUGAAGAAGCAGGGCUUGCUGCCUCUGACUUUUGCUGACCCCCAGGACUACGACAAAAUUCGCCCCGAUGACAAGAUUUCAAUCACUGGACUGAAAUCCUUUGCUCCCGGCAAGCCCCUUACAGCAGUGAUCAAGCACAGCGAUGGCAGCCAGGAGUCAAUCUCUCUAAAUCACACCUUCAAUGAGACGCAGAUCGAGUGGUUUCAGGCUGGCUCUGCCCUCAACAGGAUGAAGGAGCUCCAGUAAUUGGUGGGAGUGGAGUGGAGGGAGACGGGGCCUUUAGGGGCCAUUGGGGGGCCUUGGCGUGGGUUAAGAAGGGGAGAAAUGUGGGCCCAGAGAGGGGCUUUGCAAAGAGGAGACGAUGGGAACUGUAGAUGGGAACCAGCCUCGUUAGUUAUAAUGUUGGUUUAGGGACAGCUGUAGUCAUGCUCAGUUCAAGAAAGAACACACACAGACACAAGGUCGCUGUACAGAUGAGAAGCGCACACACAUGCACGCGAGCACCUACAUGCACAGACAGGGUUGCGGUGAAAGCACUCCCGGUCGACAGGCAGAAUUACUGUACACAGAUGCAUUCAAACAAGCACACAAUAACCUAAGCUAGGCGUUGUGUGUCUCCGUUAAAAGCAGCAUCGUUGCUGACAGCACUCCUCAGUUUAACCUUAUUUAAGCGUGUAACCCUUUGCGUACACAUUAGUGCACACAGACAUCUUUCUCCAUCAAAGGGGGUUAUAUUUUCCUAAUUUUGUGACAGAUUGGUAUCUCUACAUUAUUUCUCUAAAGCAGAAGAUGUUUGAUUUCACUAAAAGUUGUUCCCUCCCCUACAGAAACGUUUGUUGGAAGCAUUACCAUAGAGCAUUAUUCAUUAUUAACUACACUGUAUACCAUUUUUAUGACCAUAUCUGGCAGUGAACAUACUUGAUUCAGAACUUGAAUAAAUUAACAUACAGAUACAGAAUAUCAUUAAAAUAAAGUUGGUGAAGCAGUGACUAGUUAACGGCUUCCUUUAUUGUCUUUAACUGUAAAAUCCACUCCAGGACCAGGCUAUUCUUGUCCUCCAUUAUACCUCCACUUUAACAUUUGUCUCAGUAGUUUCCAUCCAAGCAGCUCAAUAAGUUGAGUUGGUCAACUCGCAUGAAUGUACUUUUCCCUCAUUAUCUCCAGACCUGUCACCCGAACAACAUCUUUUCCACCUGUUCUCUGUAAUUGUGAUGCACUCCACUAGUCCUUUCUUUUUCCUCCUAUUGUGUUAGCGCGAGCCUUGAUAUUUCUUCUUUUCAUCUGUGUUUUGUGUGUGAUGCAUGACUGUUUUAGUCAGGUUACCACCGGUCUGUGUUUGCAACGGUCUGUUCUCUCUUUGCUCAACCUGUCUCUGUUUUUGCUCUCACUAGGCUGGUUCAUGCAGUCCAAACCACAACCUGAUGUAUUUCGUGAAGUAGGCUGUGAUUAGAUUUGUGUUGGCGGAUGCUGAAGCUGCACUGGGCAACAGUUUUAAUGUAAAUUCUGACUUAGUGUAUAGACAGGAAAUCUUCUGUGCCCAUAGGAAACUGCAGCCGAAGUGUAAUAAAAAGUUCUUCUUUACAGCCGUGAUUGUGCUCUGUCCAGAGAAAGCGCUACUCUUCUGUGAAAUAAAUCUUCUGGAGUAGUUCAGAUCAGUUCACAUGUUUAUGUUAUCGGGGUUUCUCUGUGUUAAAAGUUUUCCACUUUGUCCUCACUAUCAUCUGGAGCUGCCAGCGUGUGAAAUUGCCUUGUGUAGCUGUAAUGGGAGAUGACAGGUGGUGUUCGCCUCUGAAUUAAAUGUUUUUUUUCAGGUUGAGGUUUGGUCCUCCAUAGCAUAAAAAGGCCUGCUGUCUUCUUACACGAACUAACGCACAAUCUAGUGUCCAGAUGUCUGUACACUAACACUUUGUAGAGUUAGGAAAGUAAAUUUAGGUGUGCUAUGUUCUUCCUCUGCAAACAUUUUACUCUUCAGCGUACAUCUCUGGUGUGUGUAACUAUAGGACUGAUAUACAUCUUGUAAUUAUUAUUGAUAUGAUUGAUAAACAAGUAUUCAGACCGUAGAAGGAUCAUUCUUAUAUUAAGUUUGGCAUCUUGCCAUGAUGUAUACCCAGCGAGCGCCACUGAAACAGUAUGGUUAUAUAUUUUUGUGGACUUAGGGAUGUUUAGGGUCAUUGCUGCUAUGUUUUAUGGGUACUGCUGGUCCUCUGUGUUUAGUUCUCACCAUCAUCCAGAAAGACUAUAAAUCUGUCACUUCUUUUUUCUGCAUUACAUGAGGUAAAUCCCACUGUACUAAAAAGCCACUGAGAUUGGACUUGUGUAUAAAUGAUAUGAGAUAUAGCUGUACUUUGUAUAGGGGUGUGUACAUAAACAUAAACAAUAAAUCAUAUAUAUAUAUAAAAUCACAAGGAGCAGUAACAUGCUGUGUGCUGCCUGUGCAAAAGAGAGCUGUUAACUCUGUUUGUGAUCUCUUGUAAUAUAAUGUCAUGAUAGAGUCCCCUCUGUGGUUGAGAAUCUACAUUAAUCUAACAUUUUCACAAACCAGUUCACAUGUGGAUUGUGGGUUAAAUUAAAGCACAGAUAUUGAAUUGUAGCUGUUGGUUGCCGCUGGGGCUUUGACCAUGAAAACAGGUGUCUUGAUGGCUUUGUGUAUUUUUCUUAAUCUUUAGUUUUAUUUUGUUCAUUUUGUUGUCAGGGUCAGAGAUGAUUUUAAAUAGCAGCAGCCCAACUGUAAUGACAUUUUGGACAUUAAUGACUCCAUAUAUGGAUUUUCUGUUCAUAUACUCCUCAUGUGUGAUACCCUCGUUAAGCCCAUCACUUUGAUAUACUCCAGUAAAUCAGAUUUACUGCCAAAGAUGCCUAAUGAACAUACUGAUAAUGGUUAUCCAUAAGUUGUGUUUGAAAAAAUCACCCAUCAUUAUGUGACCUUUCAAAAUUUGCCCCAUGUGCAUAAUUAUUUGAUUUUUAUCUAUCUAUCUAUCUAUCUCCUACAGAAUUCACCAGGAACAGUGGUUAUUUUUUACUAAUUCAUUUGAUCCUCCUUUUUCAGCACUUUUAAAACAGCCGCCCGUGAAGCAGUUUGCUUAUCCUGUGAUGUAAGAUAAUGCUUUGUUGUUCACUAGUUCAAGCCUUUGAGUUUUAAAAGCGCUAUUGUAAAGUGAAAAAUCAAAUGAUGUUGUUCAUUAUGGCAUUGUGUGUUGGCAUAUUGUGUCAUUAUGUGACAUAUUUCAACAUGCUUCAUUUGUCCAGAUACAAUAAAUGAAAUAUGAUCAGA
Micropterus dolomieu (smallmouth bass) is the source of this 5404-nucleotide messenger RNA. RefSeq names its product aconitate hydratase, mitochondrial-like. The coding region runs from base 34 to 2379 and encodes 781 amino acids. The transcript is spliced from 18 exons. Gene Ontology annotation, molecular function: aconitate hydratase activity; 4 iron, 4 sulfur cluster binding. Lineage: Eukaryota; Metazoa; Chordata; Actinopteri; Centrarchiformes; Centrarchidae. The record is from RefSeq and is a predicted model, not a curated record. Gene Ontology annotation, biological process: tricarboxylic acid cycle. Gene Ontology annotation, cellular component: cytosol; mitochondrion.